UGUAGGACACAGUAAAACUGCCCCAUAGGGUAUCCAAGGAGUGGCUGGUGGAUUCAACCUGUUGACGUUUUGGUUAGCAGUCUUAGCUUUUAACCACUGCACCACCAGGGCUGAAAAACAACAACAAAGCAAACAAACAAAACAAUAGGAUCAGGUGGCUCAAAUAAGUGAACAAAAAUAAAGGGGCAGAAAACCUUCCCAAAGAGGAAAUUGUAAUGGAGCUACCUGAAAAAGAAUUAAAAAAAGCUUAUGUAUAGAAAGAAUCCUUAAAGAGAUCAAGGAAAACAACAAAAACUGAGGAAAACAGAUUAAACCCUAGAAAAGUUCAGGAAAACAAUGCAGUAAGAAAAUGACAGAGUAGAUAAUUAGAAACCACAUAAAAACAGCAACUAGAAAUCCAGAAGAUAAACAAUAAAAUAUCAGAAAUAUAGUAAUAAAAAAGUAAUUAACAGAAGGACAUAGAAAUAGAAUUGAAUCAAUAGAAGAAAUAAUCAGGGAAAUAGAGAACAAAUCCCUUGACAAUAAUUUGUUUGAGGAGCAAUCAGAAAAAAGAAUGAAGAAAAAUGAAGAAACUAAGGGUUAUGUGGAACAUUGUUAAAAGGAAGAAUUCAUGUUUAACUGAAAUUUCGAAAGAGGAGAGAAAAAAAAGCAUGGAGAGAAUUUUUGAAGAUUACUGACAGAAAACUUCUGUAAUAUUAUGGAAGAUGACAUCCUAGUGUGGGUUCUCUAGAGAAGCAAAACUAGUGAAGUGUAUAUGUGUAUGUAUAUAUACAGGGAGCGGGAGAGAGAGAUUGAUUGAUCUCGAGGAAAUGGCUCACAUGGCUGUAGAGACUGGCAAGUCCCAAGUCUGUGGAUCAGGUGUAAGGCGGGAGGCUUCUCCUGAUUCAUAUAACUGCAGGGGGUGAUUAACCCACGACUGGCACGUGAGAUGGCAGGCUGCUGGCUCAUGGGCUGCAGAGGCUGACAAAUCCCAAGAUUGGCAGGCAGUAUGGCAGGCCGCUGGCUCAAGAUCCAUGAACCAGAGAUCAGAUGAUGAUGAGCCAAAUGCAAGAUCCAGAGCAAGCAAGCAAGCUUUGCCAGAAUAUCCAUAUAUAUACUGGAUGCAGGCCCACACUGCCAAGGAAAUUCCCCUUACAACUGAUUGACUGGUCACAUCCUAUCACAUCAUGGAGGAUGCCUGCAUCAUUACAUAAUUGCCAAAUUACAUCAUUAUACAACCGCGAAACUACUGAGAAUUGUGGCCCAGCCAAGUAGGCACACAACCAUAACCAUCACAAGCCACCCCUUGUCAACACCUCCUUAAACCAUACACAGUCUCUAAAUAAAGACAAUUACAAAGUCAUGUUAUGCCUGACAUAACUAACAUGUAUACAACUGAAAACACACUAGCCCUAUUUACAUCUUACAUUUUAUAAAUGAAGAAAACAAAAAUAUUUGAUACACAUAUAUAAGGAAGAAAUACUCAUAGCAAUUACAGUCCUCGUUUCUGCAACUGGUCGUGUGGUUGUAACUAGUAUUUAGAACUACCUUCUUCCACCAUCCAUUCUGUAUUUGCUUUACCCUUAGCAAGCUCCUCAGUUGGUCAUGGUUCUUUCCCUGGUGGGGUGACCCAACCCUUCAUUACUGAAGGGUCUGGGGCAUUAGUAGUCAUGUCGGAAUUGGGUUGCUGUAGUUUUCCGUUGAUUUUAAUCACGGGGCGUGAUAGUACUAAGAGACGCCCUAAGGGAUCUCCUGUAUUCCAGACAUAUUCUUUUUUAAUUCCAUCGUGCACUAUCAAUCUGAUUUCCUGUUGAUAGUCAGGGGUAAUCACGCCAGUCCAUAUGGUAACACACUUUUUUUGCCUGUUGAUUCAGAGGCAUGAGGAGCCCAAAGUGGCCGGUGGCAUUCUUAACUUCCAGUUAAAUGGAAAUGCCUCCAGGUGAGGUCAUUUCUCCCUUUGGAACUAAGACCUCUACACCCACAGAGCAUAGGGUCACAGAUACAGGAAGCAACAAUUUGGUGAGUAAGUUCUUAGGGGUAAUAAUGGUACCAUUCCCAUCUCCACCCCUUGAUUCCUGAAACUGUGAAUUCUGGCUAUGGGAGAAACAGCACUGUAUAUUGGAUGCUAGUUUAGAGCAUAUACAGCCUCCUGGAGAACAUUGCCCCAACCUUGCAAAGUGGUGCCACCUACUUGGUGCUGUACUUGUGCCUUUAGAAGGCCAUUCCAUCGCUCUAUCAAGCCAGCUGCUUCAGGAUAAUAGGGAACAUGAUAAGACCAGUGAAUUCCAUGAGCAUGGGCUCAGUGCUGUACUUUGUUUACUCUGAAGUAAGUCCCUUGAUCCGAGAUGGUGCUCUUUGGAAUACCAUGAUGGCGGAUAAGACAUUCUGCGGUACAGAGAUGGUAGUUUUGGCAGAAGCAUUGCAUGCAGGGAAGGCAUAUUCAUAUACAGGGUAAAUGUCUGUCCCACUAAGAACAAAACGCUGUUCUUUCCAUGAUGGAAGCUGUCUAGUGUACUCAACAUGCCAUCAGGUUGCUGGCUGAUCACCUCGAGGAAUGACUGGUUUCCACAGAAUGCCUCAUUGUACCCACCUGCUUGUUAAAAUCCUGCCCUAAAGAGGGCAUUCUUGGUGCGCAGUCACAAGAAACACAAAAAACUUCACUUCUUUGGCCCUUUCAGAGAAGCCUGUGCACAAACCUCUUCCUCAUACCUCCUAGUCACCAAUUUUCUAAUCAUGUUCCUCCCAAGUGCCUGACCAUUCAGCCAAACUAUUGGCCAUAGCCCACGAAUCAGUAUAUAAUCACACAUCUGGCCAUUUCUCCUUCCAAGCAAAGUAAACAGUCAGGUGCACUACUCAGUGUUCUGCUUGUUGGGAGGCUUUCCCUUCACCACUGUCCUUCAUGGAGGUCACAGAAAGGGGUUGUACUGCUGCUGCUGUCUACUUUUGAGUGGUAACUGUGUAUCGCACAGAACCAUCUGUAGACCAGGCGUGAAUUUUUUCUCUUCCUGAGUCAAUGAAUCAUAAGGAACUCCCCAUAAGGCCAUAGGUGCAGACUUGGAAGGGCACGUUAUGUGAGGGAAGGAGAGACCAUGGGAAUUUGGGUCACUUCCUCAUGCAACUUGUGUCUUCAGGUCUUGCUCAGGCCCAGUUUUGUGUAUACCUCUCCCAUUUAAUGAUGGAGUGCUGCUGUUCGUGUCAAACUUUAUGGCUCUUUGGAUCGGACAACACUCAGGUCAUUAUGGGCAGCUCAGGCUGCAUGGUGACUUGGUGGUCCAUGGUUAAAUGUUCAGUCUUUACUAAUGCCCAGUAACCAAAAGCUUUUUCUCAAAAGGAAAAUAGCUAUCUGCAGAGGGUGGUAGGGCAUUGCUCCAAAAUACUAAGGGUGUUCACUGUGAUUCACCAAUAAACCAAAACAAAACAAAACAAAAAAACAAAAAACCCAAACCUGUUGCCAUCAAGUCGAUUCCAGCUCAUAGCAACUCCAUAAGACAAAGUAGAACGUCCCAUGGGGUUUCCAAGGAGAGUCCUGGUGGAUUCAAACUGCCAGUUGGCAGCAUGGGCUCAGUGCUGAGCUCUUAACACACUAGGAGGCUGCCAAAGACCGAAAACAGCAUCUGUGUCUGCCACUGAUACUUCAAGUACCAUUGGAUCAGCUGGAUCUUACACAGGACCCUUAACUGGUAGCAGAGCCUUCUCUUGUUCUGGGUCCCACUCAAAACUAGUAGCUUUUUGAGUCAUAUGAUAAAUAGGCUGGAGUAGCAUACCUGAAUGAUGGAUAUGCUGCCUUCAAAAUCUAGAGGUGCACCAGGUAUUGUGUAGGAGGGGCCAGAUGCAACAACUUAUCCUUUACUUUAGAAGGAAUAUCUCAACAUGGCCCCCACCACUGGACCCCUAGAAAUUCCACUGAGGUGGAAGGCACCUGGAAACCCUGGCAAUGUAGUGGUUAAGAGCUGUGGGUGCUAACCAAAAAGUAGCCAGUUUGAAUCCACCAGGCAGUUUUGGAAAUCCUAUGGGGCAGUCCUAUAGGGUCGCUAUAAGUUGGAAUCGACUUGAUGGCAAUGGGUUUGGUUUUUGGUUUUAGAAGAUACCUGAAUUUUUGUUGGGUUAAUUUUCUACCCUCUUACACUCAAAUGUUUUACCAGUAAUUCCAGAGUCACUGGCACUUCUUUUUUACUAGAUCUGAUCAGCACAAUGUCAUUAAGGUAAUGGUAAUGGACCAGUGUGACAUCUUAUGGAAGAGAAAGGUGAUCAACUUCCCUGCUGACUAAAUUACAUCACAGAGCUGGAGAGUUGAUACACCCUGAGGUAGGACAGUGAAAGUAUAUUGCUAGCCUUGCCAGCUGAAGGCAAACUGCUUCUGGUGGUCCUUCAAAACAGGUACUGAGAAAAAGAUAUUAGUCAGAUCAGCAGCUGCAUACUAGAUACCAGGAGAUGUAUUAAUUUUCUUAUGCAGUGAAACUACAUCUGGAACCAAAACAUGUUGCCAUCGAGUUGAUUCCGACUCAUAGUGACCCUGUAGCAACCCCCCAUAGGGUUUCCAAGGAGCCGCUGGCAGAUUCAAACUGCACACCUGUUGGUUAGCAGCCCAGCUCUUAACCAUUGCUCCACCAGGGCUCCACAUUUGGAGCAGCAGCUCAAUUGGAGUCACCACCUGGUUAAGUUUUCAAUAAUCUACUUUCAUUCUCCAAGAUCUAUUUAUUGCACAGGCCAAGUAGGUGAUUUGAAUGUGUAUGGGGUGGGAAUUACCACUCCUGUAUCCUUCAAGUCCUUGAUGGUGGCAGUAAUCUCAACAGUUUCUCCAGGAGUGCCAUAUUACUUUUCGUUUACUAUUUUCCUACCGUAAUAGCCCUUAUUCCACAUGUCAGGGAUCCAGUGUGUAGGUUCUGUCAGUUGCUGAGUAUGUCUAUUCCAAUUAUGCAUUCUGGAACUGGGGAAAUCACUACAGGAUGGGUUCGAGGACCCACUGGACCCAUUGUGAGGUGGACAUGAGCUAAGAGUCCAUUAAUAACCUGAUCUCCAUAUGCUUCCACUCUUAUCAGUGGACCACAGUGAUGUUUUGGGUCUCCUGGAAUUAGUGUCAGUUCAGAGCCAGUGUCCAGUAAGUCCCAAAAAGUCUGAUUGUUUCCUUUUCCCCAGCGAACAGUCACUUUGGUAAAAGGCUGUAGAUGCCUUUGGAGAAGGGUUGGUGAAAGAUUAACAAUAUAAAUUUUUGGAAGUGUAGUGGGUCCUUCCUCAAGGAGACCUGGCCUCUUCUUCAUUCAAAAGUUUGUAGGGCUGUGACUCUAUUCUGGCGAUUCGAGUUAGACUGCUGUUCACUUGACUUAGAAUUCUUCCACUUGUACGGAUCAAAUAAAUAUCUUGUAGAUUUCCCAUCUGGUUCACUCCUAGGGACACCACGAUUAAGUAGUGAAUGCCAUAAGUCCAAUAAAAAUCAGACCGUUCUGAUUAUCCAUUAUGGUAACCAUGCCCAACUUGUCUUUGUCGAUCAAGGGCUGCCUCUUGGCUCUUACCACCACGGGUACAAUCAGUGCCAUUGUAGUUAGGUAUCUUAAUUCAGUUCCUCACAUCAAACCUGACUUACAUAAAAUAGCAAUCACAGCAGUCUUCAAGGAUGCUGGGGCUCUCUUCAGAUUUUUUUUCCUCACUGUUGUGGUAAAAGGUGUGUCCUUUGGGCACUCCAUGUGUGUUUCCAUGGGUCCAACCUGUUAAAUCCACUCUAACAUGCCAAUUUCCCCAAACCUUUGGAUACAUUCUUCUUUUACAGUACACCAAAGCAGGUCUGGUACUUAAACUUGAUUUUGUGUAGACCAACACGUAAUCCAUGCUUUAGCAAACCCACCGAAUAAACUAUCAGAUCCUUUCCUGAUCUCUCAAGCUGAAGCAUUGAAUGAAGAAUCUGUGCUUAGUGGGCUCAUAUGAAUAAACUUGGACUGAUGCAACUUUAUAUUCCUUGUACUAUUAUCCCACACCCUUAAUAGCCAUUACUACAAAUACUCCCCAGGCUUUUUCAUCUUCCCCACCCCCCCCCAGGUUUCUGUUUGUACAUAUUGGAAAAAUCAAGUGGUUCUUUUGGAGUGUAGCGUAACUCCUCCUGUGUCACACUUUAAAGUUCACUUUUUGGGGCUCACUGGGAGUUUAGUUAUAGGCCUAGAAGCAAAAGCGGGUGGUGGGGUUGGGUCCUGGGAAUAUUCAGCAAUUACUUACAAGGCAUCUACUGAAGGCGUUGCUAUAGGCAAUGAUUCUGACUCUGCCUCAGGCCAUGACUCAGAUUCCACCCCAGGCAGUAUCUCAGACAAAGUCUCUUCAGAUACAGCUGGGUUAAUCUCAUCAGGUGAAGAUAGAAGGGAUAGUGGUUUUGCUUUGGAUGGUAGUUUAGCAGAGAGAGAUGGAAUAAUCUCUUCAGAUGGGAGUAAGAGGGCUGGUUCUGGUUGUAGGAGUGAUUCAAUGGAAUGUGGGGGCUCAGUGUCCCCAGCUUUCUGAUUAUCUGCCCGUACGGCCCUAUCCCAAGUUUCAGGAUCCCAAUCAAUGCCCUCACUUUAAGUUCAGGCACCACAUGAGGCUGGGAAUUCAGUUGGUGUCGUAAUUCAGCCACUCUUAUGGUAAGACUCUAGGUUUGGUUUUUGGCAAUAUCAGCUCUGUUGCUAUAAGAAAUAAGGCUUUCUUUCAGGGCACAGUUGUCAACUUUGAGAUCUUCCGUGCGGUGCUUGAGCUGUGAUUCUGAAGCCCUGAGCUCGUGUCCUUUUUUUUAACCAGUUUGUCUUCUGAAAGUAGGACCAAACAACCAGCUUCCCUGUACUUCUCUUUCUGACAAAAUUGUAGAAAGUUUCAAACAUAAAUCACCGAGAGACUUGCUUCUUACCAAUAUUUGAUCUAUUUGUGGUGAUAUUUUGCAUAUUGUCAUCUGACACCAUGGAUUAACUGUGCCCUUUUUGCUAUUGGAGGCAGUCAUUAGCUUCUUUAAGACUAGUCAGACCUGGGAACCAAUUUAGAAAACUCGUCCUUAUGAUUUUCUUUCUCUAGAACAGAGAAUACCAGAAGGAUGUUUACCUGUGUUUUAUUGAUUACGCAAAGGCAUUUGACUGUGUGGAUCAUGACAAACUAUGGAUAACACUGCGAAGAAUGGGAAUUCCAGAACACUUGGUUGUGCUCAUGAGGAACCUUUACAUAGAUCAAGAGGCAGUUGUUUGGACAGAAUGAGGGGAUACUGAUUGGCUUUAAAGUCAGGAAAGGUGUGCGCCAGGGUUGUAUUCUUUCACCAUACCUAUUCAAUCUGUAUGCUGAACAAAUAAUACGAGAAGCUGGACUAUAUGAAGAAGAACGGGCCAUCAAGAUUGGAGGUAGACUCAUUAACAACCUGCGUUAUGCAGAUGACACAACCUUGAUUGCUGAAAGGGAAAAGGACUUGAAGCACUUACUAAUGAAGAUCAAAGACCACAGCCUUCAGUAUGGAUUACACCUCAACAUAAAGAAAACAAAAAUCCUCACAACUGGACCAAUGAGCAACAUCAUGAUAAAUGGAGAAAAGAUUGAAGUUGUUAAGGAUUUCGUUUUACUUGGAUCCACAAUCAACAGCCAUGGAAGCAGUAGUCAAGAAAUCAACAGACACAUUGCAUUGGGCAAAUCUGCUGCAAAGGACCUCUACAAAGUGUUGAAGAGCAAAGAUGUCACCCUGAAGACUAAGGUGCGCCUGACCCAAGCCAUGGUGUUUUUGAUCGCAUCAUAUGCAUGCGAAAGUUGGACAAUGAAUAAGGAAGACAGAAGAAGAAUUGACACCUUUCAAUUGUGGUGUUGGCGAAGAAUAUUGAAUAUACCGUGGACUGCCAAAAGAACGAAUAAAUCUGUCUUGGAAGAAGUACAACCAGAAUGCUCCUUAGAAGCAAGGAUGGCGAGACUGCAUCUUACAUACUUUGGACAUGUUGUCAGGAGGGAUCAGUCCCUGAAGAAGGACAUCAUGCUUGGCAGAGUAUAGGGUCAGCAGAAAAGAGGAAGACACUCAAUGAGGUGGACUGAUACAGUGGCUGCAACAAUGAGCUCAAGCAUAACAACGAUUGUAAGGAUGGCUCAGGACCGGGCAGUGUGUCGUUCUGUUGUGCAUAAGGUCGCUGUGAGUCGGAACUGACUCGACGGCACCUAACAACAACAACAGAACCACUCCUGGUACCAGAUGUCUUACGCUGGAUUUUCUAAAGAGGUUGCUGCUUCUGGUAAGAGGGCACCCACAACCCUGAUGGGUUUUCAUUCAAGAUAAAUUGCUCCGUCGACUUCAUCGAUUAACUGAACAAAUUCAGCAUGUAGAGCCCAUGAAGCACAGAACAAUAAAGCUUCCUACUCAUACCACCAGGAAGAACUCUUUGAAAGAUUCACCACAACAGGACUACCAGAGAGAAUAAUCUGUCGGAAGCAUCAUGUGUUGAAACCACAGAAGGCACCUUUGCACUAGUUAGAAACAGAGUUAAGAUGUUUUCAAUUCUUUGAGCUCCAGGAAGCCAGGGGAGUGAGUGGAAAAUCUGAAAAUGCGGCCAUGGACUGGUUCCUGGCGUUGGAUUAUGCUCAUUCUCUUUGCCUGGGGGACCUUGCUGUUUUAUAUAGGUGGUCACUUGGUACGAGAUAAUGACCACCCUGAUCACUCUAGCCGAGAACUGUCCAAGAUUCUGGCAAAGCUUGAACGCUUAAAACAGCAGAAUGAAGACUUGAGGCGAAUGGCUGAGUCUCUUCGCAACCAUACAGAUUAUACCUGGAUUCCAGAAGGCCCCAUUGAUCAGGGGCCGGCUGCAGGAAGAGUCCGUGCUUUAGAAGAGCAGCUUAUAAAGGCCAAAGAACAGAUUGAAAAUUACAAGAAACAAACCAGAAAUGGUCUGGGGAAGGAUCAUGAAAUCCUGAGGAGGAGGAUUGAAAAUGGAGCUAAAGAGCUCUGGUUUUAUCUACAGAGUGAAUUGAAGAAAUUAAAGAAUUUAGAAGGAAGUGAACUCCAAAGACAUGUAGAUGAAUUUCUGUCAGAUUUGGGACAUCAUGAAAGGUCUAUAAUGACGGAUCUAUACUACCUCAGUCAAACAGAUGGAGCAGGUGAUUGGCGGGAAAAAGAGGCCAAAGAUCUGACAGAGCUGGUCCAGAGAAGAAUAACGUAUCUUCAGAAUCCCAAGGACUGCAGCAAAGCCAAGAAGCUAGUGUGUAAUAUCAAUAAAGGCUGUGGCUAUGGCUGUCAACUCCAUCAUGUGGUCUACUGCUUCAUGAUUGCAUAUGGCACCCAGAGAACACUCAUCUUGGAAUCUCAGAAUUGGCGCUAUGCAACUGGUGGAUGGGAGACUGUGUUUAGACCUGUAAGUGAGACAUGCACAGAUAGAUCUGGCAUCUCCACUGGACACUGGUCAGGUGAAGUGAAAGACAAAAAUGUUCAGGUGGUUGAGCUCCCCAUCGUAGACAGUCUUCAUCCCCGACCUCCGUAUUUACCCCUGGCUGUACCAGAAGACCUUGCAGAUCGACUCGUUCGAGUCCAUGGUGAUCCUGCAGUGUGGUGGGUGUCCCAGUUUGUCAAAUACUUGAUCCGCCCACAACCUUGGCUGGAAAAGGAAAUAGAAGAGGCCACCAAGAAGCUUGGCUUCCAACAUCCAGUUGUUGGAGUCCAUGUCAGACGUACAGACAAAGUGGGAACAGAAGCAGCCUUCCAUCCCAUCGAGGAGUACAUGGUGCAUGUUGAAGAACAUUUUCAGCUUCUCGCACGCAGGAUGCAGGUGGACAAAAAAAGAGUAUAUUUGGCCACAGAUGACCCCUCUUUAUUAAAGGAGGCAAAAACAAAGUACCCCAAUUAUGAAUUUAUUAGUGACAACUCUAUCUCUUGGUCAGCUGGACUGCACAACCGAUAUACAGAAAAUUCACUUCGGGGUGUAAUCCUGGAUAUACACUUUCUCUCCCAGGCAGACUUCCUAGUGUGUACUUUUUCAUCCCAGGUCUGUCGAGUUGCUUAUGAAAUCAUGCAAACAUUGCAUCCCGAUGCCUCUGCAAACUUCCAUUCUUUGGAUGACAUCUACUAUUUUGGAGGCCAGAAUGCCCACAACCAGAUUGCCAUUUAUCCUCACCAACCUCGAACUGCAGAUGAAAUCCCCAUGGAGCCUGGAGAUAUUAUUGGUGUGGCUGGAAAUCAUUGGGAUGGCUAUUCUAAAGGUGUCAACAGAAAACUGGGAAGGACGGGCCUAUAUCCCUCCUACAAAGUUCAAGAGAAGAUAGAAACAGUCAAGUACCCCACAUAUCCUGAGGCUGAUAAAUAAAGCUCAGAUGGAAGAAGUGAGCAACCAAACUAAGUUCAAACCAUUUGAGCCAAACAGUAGACCAAGAAGGCCCUGACCUAACAAUGUGUGGUUAAACGAGUGGACACCUCCAGCGUCAAUAGCAACUGAGAACAGACAGAUGCUUCAUUGGUGGAAUUCUUCUUUAACGAGGGCUGCGAUGCCCUCAAAUCCAUGCACAGUCCAAUAAUGUACUCACAUAUAACAUGCAAACAGGUUGUUUUCUACUUUGCCUCUUCUUUCAAGAUUAUGUCCCAUGAAACAAACACUGCCACAUUGUAUAAUUUAAGUGAUACAGACAUAUUUUGUGUGAGACUUCAAACAUGGUGCCUAUAUCUGAGAGACUUGUGUGACCCAAUGAGAAGACCCAAAUAGCUCCCUACUGUCAGGAGAGUUAAUUCUUAACCAGUGGUGGUGGUGUGACCACUGAAUUCACUCCACUCAACAGAUUCAGAAUGAGAACAGCUAUUUUUUUCCUUUAUAAGGUUAUCUGGAUUUUUUUUUUUUUAAGUAAUUACAUCAGGUCAUCCACUUCAUCAUUAAUAAGUGAAAAUAAAAUAUUGACACUCCAUUAGGAACUUUUGUAAAACAAUGUCAUAAACAGAUUCUUUAGUACUUAAUGUUUCUGGACAUUCUCUUUGAUAACAAAAAAUAAAUUUUAAAAAGAGAAAUUUUGUAAAGUUUCUGUAAUUUUGCAUCAUUGGAUUAUGUAGUGGUCAGCUUUAUAGUGGUAGAACCAUGAUAAAAAAGGAGUUUUAUAGUUUUUCUGCUGCUUUUUUCUUUUUUGCUUCUGAUAGAGUGACUAAUCGCAUCUUAGCUCAGAGAGUCAUUAGUCUGUUUUAAUACUGAAAACUAAGUUUAGUUGGUGUACAUUACAAAUUUGCUAAGAACAGUCUUUGGGAGUUUUCAUUCUCUUAUUUUGGACAUCAUUUAAUUAUUUUUAAUUGAAUGAAAUAAUCAUACUCCUCGCCUCCAGAGGAACUAUUACUUCCGUUUUUAAACCUAACCGUUUCAGAAUUGUUUAGUAACUUUUCUUAUUGUGGCUAUUGUCACUUUUGGGGAGUUGGGUCAUUUCACUUUAUCUGCAUACCAACUUGUACCCUUUUCUAUUGUGUCCUGUUUUUAAGAAUAUCAGAAUCUUUGGGGCUAGGAAGCUGGCUCUGUUUCUGAACUAUGUGUCUCACAUAUAUAGAAUUUGGUGAACAAAGGAGAAAAGGACCAGUGUGAGACCCAAAAUGAAUUUGGGAUUGUCUCUUCUAAGUACUUCCUUGUGGUAAUAUCAUGUCAGAUCACUUCAGAAGAUAGACUUUGAUGUUCCCACUGUACAUCACUUUUCUCCUUACAGAAAACUUCCGUAUUUAUAUGUAGCCUGCCUCCUACAGAUGCUUAGCAAGAACAUUUCGUAGCAUGUGUUUUACCUUCUAAAAGAAAAACUUGAUCUAUGUAAGAACCAGUAGCAGACCUGGUGUCGAAUAUCAGGGAUUUCAGACAGAAAAGCCCACUUAGCCCUGGCCUUUCCAUCCUUAAAAUGAAAAUACUUGUUUGCAACAUCUCCUCAACAAACUUCCUAAAUUCUUUCUACCUCUCAAUUCAAGGUUCCCAGAGAGCAAAGACAAACUACCUAGAGUAUCAGUAAGCAAUUUUCAAUUUAGUUUUGGUAUAAGUCAUUUGAAAUAAAAAUCUCCAAAUGAGCCAAGAUAAUGAGUUACUUUCUAGCUUCCAUCUCGCUUGUCAUCAGUACAUCCGUAACUAUGGGUCUGACUUGUGCCCCUCUGCUGAGAUUGCCUCUAUUUACUACAACCAUGCUUUCCUUUACUUCGUUGAACAUAGCUAUAACAACUGCUUUAAAAUCUUUUUUCUGCGAAGUCCAACAUCUGAAUCAUCUCACAGUUGGUUUUCAUUGUUUGUCUCUUCUCUGGAGAUUGGUCAUGUUUUUCUGGUUCUUUGUAUGUUGAGUAAUCUUAGAUUGUAUCCUGAACAUAUGUAAAUGUUUAUAUCAUGAAUAUAUUUUUCCAAAGUGUGAUAA
Molecule: messenger RNA, 12285 nt
Organism: Loxodonta africana (African savanna elephant)
Lineage: Eukaryota; Metazoa; Chordata; Mammalia; Proboscidea; Elephantidae
Gene: FUT8
Product: fucosyltransferase 8
Exons: 12
Coding region: 8493-10241 (582 amino acids)
Biological process (GO): protein N-linked glycosylation
Cellular component (GO): Golgi cisterna membrane
Molecular function (GO): glycoprotein 6-alpha-L-fucosyltransferase activity; protein binding
Source: RefSeq, a predicted model, not a curated record